Messenger RNA from Acaulospora colombiana, 137 nucleotides. The record is from the annotation of a GenBank genome assembly. Lineage: Eukaryota; Fungi; Glomeromycota; Glomeromycetes; Diversisporales; Acaulosporaceae.
AUUCAAGUGAACUCUGGUAUAGCUACAGGAGAUUCCUCACUGAUAAAGAUGCUGGACGAAAGGUUGCCUGCGUGAACAGCUGCUCAUGCGACAAGGACACAGGACAGCCCGUUGUAGAGAAUAGGGAUGAACGAGCU